AUGGCUGUUGGAGUUAGAUCCCCAUGGAAGGUGUAUUUUGAUGGUGCUACAUAUAGAGAUGGAGUUGGUGCUGGCAUAGUGUUUGUCACUCCACAAGAAGAGGUCAUCCCCUACUCUUUUACCUUGACGAAUCGUUGCUCCAAUAAUGUUGCUAAGUAUCAAGCGCUCAUACUCAGACUAGAGAUGGCUAUCGAUAUGAAGCAAUUGCAAUUACAAGUUUUUGGCGACUCUCAAUUGGUGAUAAAGCAGUUGUUGGGAAGCUAUGAAGUACGGAAGCCUGAGUUAAGACCAUAUCAUAAAUAUGCACGAAAGUUGAUUGGAUGGCUUGGAGAAGUAACCCUACAUCCUAGCAAGAUGCAGAAGAAUAUUGAGAGUCCUGAUGGAACAAUUAAAAUGCAGAGAGGAGGAGUUUCUGAUUCGGGCGGAGAUGGGCACAUUGACACGGGUGAUGGUGCUAUUGGCAGCAUAACAAGUUGUGGUGAUUUUGGUGGAGGAGGUCAUAGUGGUGGUGAUGGAUGUUGA
Capsicum annuum is the source of this 522-nucleotide messenger RNA. RefSeq lists its product as uncharacterized. NCBI's taxonomy places the organism in Eukaryota, Viridiplantae, Streptophyta, Magnoliopsida, Solanales, Solanaceae. The coding region runs from base 1 to 522 and encodes 173 amino acids. Gene Ontology annotation, molecular function: nucleic acid binding; RNA-DNA hybrid ribonuclease activity. The record is from RefSeq and is a predicted model, not a curated record. The transcript is spliced from 2 exons.